Molecule: messenger RNA, 677 nt
Organism: Raphanus sativus (radish)
Lineage: Eukaryota; Viridiplantae; Streptophyta; Magnoliopsida; Brassicales; Brassicaceae
Exons: 2
Coding region: 150-566 (138 amino acids)
Source: RefSeq, a predicted model, not a curated record
CUCCACUCUGUUAUAAUUUCAUCAAACUGGGAAUUGGAUAAGCCUGGCUCAGGGUUUUAGGGUUCUUGAAGUCACUCACAGUUCCAUCUCUAUCCACUAUCUUCACCAUCCACAGCUUUCACAGAUCUUUAAUUUGAAGAGAAGCAGAGAUGGCAAGUCUGAUAAUGGCCACACCAUUCCCAGGCUCUUCUCUCACCCAAUUCAAGAAAACGAAUAACCUCUCUGUUCAGAGAGCCUUUAAGGUAACAUCUAUGCAGACACCGUUGGAGGAGCUGUACAACGUUAAGGUGGAACGUAAAGUGUCGCAGAGACGGUUAGACGAGCUGGGUGUUUCGAAAUGGUCGGUUUGGAAGACGGGGAAGUGCAAACUGCCGUGGGACUGGCAGGUGGAUCAGCUGGUUUACAUAGAAGAAGGAGAGGUUCGUGUUGUACCCGAAGGAAGCAAGAGGUAUAUGCAGUUUUUAGCUGGAGACCUUGUUCGUUACCCGAAAUGGUUGGAGGCUGAUCUUUUCUUUAACGCUCCUUACCGCGAACGGUAUUGUUUCAAGGCCUAUGGUGAUGAUUGAUUUAGAAGUUAGAGCCAAGAAAGUUUAAACUUGUGUGUGUGUGUGUGUGUUGUUGUUGUUAUAGACUGAUGGAUCUUUUUUGUGAUAGUAUAAGAAAACAAUUCUCUUCUU